CAGAACCACAACUUGGCCCGUCACGAGCAUCACCACCUGACAGACCUCAGCGUGGCCCGCUGACAUCCAUCAUUAUCACUGGCCAAGUCUUGAGGUUUUUCUUCAUCACAAAGCUUUUCAUGUGCAACAUCUGGAGUCAGGAAGCCACGAUGCAGCCACCCGCCCUUUGCUCUCAAAUGUGCCUUCCCGCAUCAUCUCCCAAAGAUUCCAAGUCAUUGCCAAACAAACAUCCAAGAUACAAGCACCGCCUUCCAUGCUUCUUAUAUCUCGCUACAUCAUCAGACUCACAUCGCCUUUCGUCACUCUUCCCGGUAUCAUUAUAGUCAUUCACUAACCCAUCAUGAGUGAGCAAGCACGCUUUCCGACGCCAAUCACUGCGCAGGCAGUUGAGCAACGCACAUCGCUAGCGUACUCAUGGCUCAGAUAUGCCCUAGCCGUGGUGACAGUACCAUACCGCCGAGCCUUCAAGCUUUACACAUGGCAGCCACUUAAGAAGCUUCGAGCUGCCAAUGGAGAUCGCAACGUGUUGAUUCCUUUGGUAAAGACAUGGAAGGUAGAUAAGUACGAGGAGCUUCAUUCGGUUCAGGUCGCAGCCAGCUUCUGCGGUGCAGCAAUAAUCGCAAGCCUCUCUUGGUCCCGCACGGCGAACGCCCAUUGGAGCGCGGACGCACUCUGGUCCAGCGCGCUCGUUUGUGCAAUUUUCGCUAUCAUUACGAGCAUUCAGUCAAAAUCUAUUCUCGACGAUCUCCCCAUGGGUGAACAACUGGACGAAUCACUCGCCGUGUCUGAAGUGGAACGCAUGCAGCGCACCAUCCUACGUUACAAGAAGACGCCUGGGAUUAAGCACUGGGCAAUGCUAUUCAUAUGGCAGUUCCCAUCUAUGACAAUGGCUUAUUCUUGGUCUACUUACCUCGGCGGUCUCACAGUCUACGUCUGCACACCUUUCGUCCAGGAGCUGCCAUGGCAGGCCCGGCACAAGGCAGUUGAACAGAUUGCGGUCACAUAUUUGGCUGUAGCAUUUGUCUGUCUCGUCACUUACAUCUUUUCCACCAUCUUCGUCUAUAUUGGCGAGAAGGACCACGAGAAAUCCGCCAAUAGCUCGCCUGCGAGUAUACAGAGUACCUGUGCCAACACAAUCGACCUGGAGAAUGGCAUGGAAGCCACCAACGCCAGUCUUCAGGCAUCCGUGCAGGGGAGCAAAGAAGGCUCCAGCAAUUCCAGGGAGGGGAAUCCAAUAGAGAUGACGCGAUCGAAGGGCAGUAUCAGUCUUGAACAGGAGAAACGACUCAAACAACAUGGAGAGAGAUCUGGUAGAGCCGGGCGGCAGUUGUUGUACUGAUGAAGGCUUGAAGUUAGUCAGCCCUUGGUAGAAAGGCAAGCACGCGCCCUUGAGAGUCGACGAAGGCUCGCACUCAUAGAGUACAUAAAGCAGGGGCACACACCAUCCCAAUGAACGUC
Messenger RNA from Cucurbitaria berberidis CBS 394.84, 1458 nucleotides. RefSeq lists its product as uncharacterized. Bases 341 to 1339 code for a protein of 332 amino acids. NCBI's taxonomy places the organism in Eukaryota, Fungi, Ascomycota, Dothideomycetes, Pleosporales, Cucurbitariaceae. The transcript is spliced from 5 exons. The record is from RefSeq and is a predicted model, not a curated record.